ACCAGCCCCAUCGUCAUCUCGGUCUACCUGUCCAACCGCGCCUGGGACGCCGUGGACCCCUCGGGCCACCUCUGCACCUUCUUCGGCUUCAGCAUGACCGUCUUCGGCCUCAGCCCGCUCUUCAUCGCCAGCGCCAUGGCCGUGGAGAGGACGCUGGCCCUCCGGGCGCCCCACUGGUACGCCAGGCACACGAAAAGCUUCUUCGCCCCCACCUUCGCCGUCCUGGGGCUCCUCUCCCUCGUGGUGACGGUGGCGUGCAACCUGGCCACCAUCGAGGCCUUGGUGUCUCGCUGUCGGACCAAAGCGACCGCGUCGCACUCCAGCAAGCAGUGGGGGCGGAUCGCCAUGGAGACGCUCAUCCAGCUCCUGGGGAUCAUGUGUGUUCUCUCAGCCUGCUGGUCACCGCUGCUGAUAAUGAUGUUGAAGAUGAUCUUCAGCCACACGUCGUUUGAACGCUGUAGGAGAUUCUCCAGUGAAGCCGAAAGCUCAGAACUGCACAAAGAAUGCAAUUUCUUCCUGACAGCCGUGCGCUUGGCCUCCCUCAACCAGAUCCUGGACCCGUGGGUUUACCUGCUCCUCAGAAAGAUCCUCCUCCAGAAGUUCUGCCAAGCAGCCAACGCCGUCUCCAAGUGCUCGAACAACGAGUGGAAGGAAAGGUCGAUCACCUUGUCUGAAGAAAUCCGACGGACAGCGGCAUGA
Messenger RNA from Apaloderma vittatum (bar-tailed trogon), 699 nucleotides. It is a transcript of the gene PTGER3, whose product is annotated as prostaglandin E receptor 3 (subtype EP3). NCBI's taxonomy places the organism in Eukaryota, Metazoa, Chordata, Aves, Trogoniformes, Trogonidae. The transcript has 3 exons. Gene Ontology annotation, cellular component: plasma membrane. Gene Ontology annotation, biological process: inflammatory response; adenylate cyclase-activating G protein-coupled receptor signaling pathway; positive regulation of cytosolic calcium ion concentration. The record is from RefSeq and is a predicted model, not a curated record. The annotation marks the transcript as partial. Gene Ontology annotation, molecular function: prostaglandin E receptor activity.